This is a messenger RNA of Paramecium tetraurelia, 1697 nucleotides long. RefSeq lists its product as uncharacterized. The transcript is spliced from 5 exons. The record is from RefSeq and is a predicted model, not a curated record. Lineage: Eukaryota; Ciliophora; Oligohymenophorea; Peniculida; Parameciidae.
AUGAAUUCCGAGGUCUAAGACAUUAUAGAUUUAUAUUUAUAGAUAGUUUCCAAUUUAGAUUUGGAUCCAUAACACGAUGUCACGAUAGAAUAACUAAAAAAUGAAAGAAAUUAUUGUACUAUAUUUAGAAUCAUGUUUCCAUUUUUAGAGAAGGAGAUUGAUAAUAUUCAAAAGGAAAGAAAUCCAACAGGCGAAAAAUUAUAAGGUCUUAUUGAAUUUUUAUCUUACCCAGUUUUAACGAUGGAUUUAUCGCAUAUAAGUGGUCAUUCUAUUGCUUAAGGAGAUUUGAGGCAUCUUUACAACUUUCUAUAAAUUUUACUUGAAUUAUCGAAACUUUAUAAAGACUAAGUUAGAUCUACUUCUUCAAGCUAAUAAAUUUCAACUCCUCCUGAAUAGAUAUCAGGGAACGAUUCUUCUAAGGGUGCUGAUUAUGAUUAAUUAUCUUAAGAAGGUAGUGCAAAGGUAGAUACCAAAUAGUUACCAAGAGACAAAUACGGGCAGGGUCAGAAAAUAAAUGCACCCUAAGAUAAAACAGGCACUUCUAAAAAGCAGCCUUAGAACAAUCAAAAGGAAGCUUCAGAUAGAAAGGAGGAGGGCAAAAAAGUACUAAAUUCAAAGGAAAAUCAGUUAAUAGCUAUUGGCAAUAAUUUAUUACCUGUAACCUAACAACAAUAACGAAUUAUAACACAAGAUCCAAAUAUAGUUACAAAGUAGAAAAAUAAAUAAAAAAAAAAGAAAUAACCUAGAGAAAAAGAAAAAUAAGAAGAUUAAUUUGAUUUCGAUUUUUCAGGUAUUAGUGAAAUAGAUUAUGAUUUUUUGGACUAACAUGACGAAGAGGAAAUUAAUUAAUUAGAAGAUGAUGAUCCAACUAAGGUUAAAUACAUUAGAGAACUAUAAAAGGAUAACAUAAGAAAAUUACUUUAAGAAAAGAUGAAAGGUGGGGAAGACCUAGAGGAUAGAUCAGAGAUUGACGAUUUUAUAGAUGAACAAAUUAAAGUCAUUAAAAUAUCUUUAGGUAAAAUGAAAAUUUAACCUCCAAGUGAUGAAAAAGAGACGAUGGAAUAAAUCAUCAAAAAGAGGAAUUAAUAUAAAGAAUUUCUAAAAGACUAUCUUAAGACUUAUCAAUAAAAAUAAAAGAAGCAAGAAUCCUAAUAAAAUAAAUCAAUACAAUCUUAAAAGCAAUAAAAUAAAAUGAAUCAAAAGAAGAAGGAUGAUUUAAAAAAAGAGUUUGAAAACGAGCAUUUGUCAAUGUACUAUAAAUUGAGAGAUGAAAAACUAAAUUAUUUAAGGAAAAUUCAUCGAAUAAUCUUUGAAUUAGAGAAAAGGAAGAUUAUUGAUGAGAAAAAGGAUCAUCUUCAAAUGAGAAGAUAAUAAAAUAUAAUUACUAGGAAUGCACUUGCAUCCGUUGAAAAUGCAUACAACGAUAAGAUUUCCAUGUUGAAAGACAAACUAUAAAAUGAAAGAAAGGAAAGACAUGUUGCAGGAGUUGCAUAAAAAUCAAUCCUCUCAAAAUUGGAAAAAGAAUUGAAGGAUGAAAAAAUAAAAUAAAUUCAAGAGCUCAAAGACAUUUGGAGAUAAGAGAAAGAAAGGUUCGAUUAUUUAAUGAAGGAUGAUGGAGAACUUGAAAAAAGAAUUCUAUAAAUUUACAAAAAGUAUUGAGAAAUUAUAUGCAAUUAUUAAUUAUAUAAUUAUGCUUA